Daphnia pulicaria is the source of this 1551-nucleotide messenger RNA. RefSeq lists its product as uncharacterized. The record is from RefSeq and is a predicted model, not a curated record. NCBI's taxonomy places the organism in Eukaryota, Metazoa, Arthropoda, Branchiopoda, Diplostraca, Daphniidae. Bases 1 to 1551 code for a protein of 516 amino acids. The transcript has a single exon.
AUGUGGGAAGGGUCACUUUUCCAAUUUUCGUGCCUUUGUUUCGGUUUAUCAUCCGCCCCCUGGACCUUCACAAAGAUCCUUAAACCCGUAGUGGCCUCGCUAAGAAGGAGGGGGAUCCGAAUUGUAAUCUAUUUGGAUGAUUUUCUCAUCCUCAACCAAACCAAGGAGGGGGCAGAGCGGGAUUUCAUACUUGUAGUAGAAAUAUUAGAGAAAUGUGGGUUUUUGAUUAACUGGGAGAAAUCUGUGGGCGUGGCCGCACAGGAAAGAGAAUUUCUGGGACUUUUGGUUAACUCCAAGGAGUUAUCCGUCUCUCUCCUCCCCAAGAAAAUAGAGCAAAUCAUUGAGAUUUGUCGCAAAGCCCGCUCAACCAUCGACAUCUCAUUAAGGGAGGUGACGAAAAUUCUAGGUAAUUUAGCUUGGGCGAUCCAAGCUAUUCCGUUUGCCCAGGGGCACUAUCGAAACAUCCAGUGGCUUUACAUCACGCAAUCAGCAAGGGCAGGAGGAAAUUUAUCCACAAAAAUUCAGCUGGAUGAAGAGUCGAGGGCUGAGUUGCAUUGGUGGUCAAACAACGUGCGUGAGUCCAAUGGCAGGACAUUUUCUGUGCGUGAUCCCGAUUUAAUCAUUUUUUCUGACACCUCCCUUUCGGGGUGGGGCGCCUCCUUGAAUGACGCCAGUGCCAAAGGGCCAUGGGCGGAUCAAGAUCGUUUGCACCACAUAAACGAGCUGGAGCUGAUGGUGGCCUUAUUCGCAUUAAAAUCAUUUACAAGCAUGGCGUCUCAGGUAUCGGUGAGGCUCAUGAUGGAUAACGCAACGGCAGUCCAUUAUGUUAAUAAUUCGGGAGGCUCCAGGUCACAGAGACUGUGUAGGAUUAGCCAGGAGAUAGUGGCGUGGUGUGUGCGACGCUCAAUCACAAUUAACGCUGAAUAUCUGCCGGGGACGCAAAAUGUUGUUGCAGAUCGCCUAUCAAGAGCAGGCCAGGACUCGAGCGACUGGAAACUCAACCCGUUCGUCUUCAGUCACCUGAGAGCUCGUUGGAGCCUAAGGGUAGACUUGUUCGCAUCGGCCUGGAACAGACAGCUGGACCAGUUCGUCAGUUGGGGCCGGCAACCGGACGCAAUGGCGGUAGACGCCUUCAGCCUGGGCUGGGCGGGCGUAAAUGACUACGCAUUUCCCCCAUUUUGCCUGAUUCAGAGAUGUCUGAUGAAAUUGUUGAGAGACCGAGCGGAGCUCACGUUGGUGACCCCCUUUUGGCCAGCGCAGACCUGGUUCCCGCUGCUACUAGAUCUAGCGUGCGAGCCGGCCCUAGUUCACCCGAGAGAACAGUUGUUACUGGGCCCAGCAGGCCAACCACACCCGCUGUCGGAAUCGCUCCUGUUGGUCGCCUGGAGAUUUUCCGGAGACAAUUCGAAAGCAGCGGCCUUUCGAGCCGAGUGGUCGAACUCCUCAUGGGAGGGUCGCGCAACACCACAUCAACUGCCUACCAGUCCGCGUGGAGUAAUUGGGGUGAUUGGUGUGUUCGAGAGGAGACCAAUCCCAUGUCGCCUCCUAUAG